Trichomycterus rosablanca is the source of this 2217-nucleotide messenger RNA. It is a transcript of the gene sars1, whose product is annotated as seryl-tRNA synthetase 1. Gene Ontology annotation, biological process: seryl-tRNA aminoacylation. The record is from RefSeq and is a predicted model, not a curated record. The transcript is spliced from 12 exons. Gene Ontology annotation, cellular component: cytosol. Lineage: Eukaryota; Metazoa; Chordata; Actinopteri; Siluriformes; Trichomycteridae. The coding region runs from base 57 to 1580 and encodes 507 amino acids. Gene Ontology annotation, molecular function: ATP binding; tRNA binding; serine-tRNA ligase activity.
CAUUACUCCACGCCGGCCGCUUCCCUGCCAGUUGAAUCUCUCACUAUCGCAGCAUAAUGGUGCUCGAUCUGGACCUGUUUCGGACGGAUAAAGGAGGCGAUCCAGAAAUUGUAAGAGAGACGCAAAGGAAAAGAUUCAAAGAUGUGUCCCUGGUGGAUAAACUGGUUCAGACGGAUACAGAAUGGAGGAAGUGUCGCUUCACUGCUGAUAACCUCAACAAGGCAAAGAAUAUAUGCAGCAAGUCUGUUGGUGAAAAAAUGAAGAAAAAGGAGCCAGUUGGUGAUGAUGACACACUGCCACAGGAAUUUCAGAACUUGGAGACUAUAACAGCAGAAACAUUAGCGACAUUAACUGUGACUCAGAUUAAGAAGCUUCGGGUGUUGGUGGAUGACGCAAUUCAAAAAACUGAAAAUGAGAGGUUGAAGCUAGAGGCUGAGCGUUUUGAGUACCUGAGAGAGAUCGGCAACCUCCUGCACCCAUCUGUUCCUAUUAGCAAUGAUGAGGAUGCAGAUAACAAGGUUGAGUGCACCUGGGGUGACUGCACAGUACAGAAGAAGUACUCUCAUGUGGACCUAGUUGUCAUGGUGGAUGGAUAUGAAGGAGACAAAGGUGCUAUAGUAGCAGGCAGCAGAGGAUAUUUUUUAAAGGGUCCUUUAGUUUUCCUGGAACAAGCUUUGAUUAACUAUGCCCUGCGGAUUCUCUACAGCAAGAACUACACAAUGCUCUACACUCCAUUCUUCAUGAGAAAAGAGGUUAUGCAAGAAGUCGCUCAGCUUAGCCAGUUCGACGAUGAACUCUAUAAGGUGAUUGGAAAGGGCAGUGAACGGUCUGACGACACCUCUGUUGAUGAAAAAUAUUUGAUUGCCACUUCAGAACAACCAAUUGCAGCCUUUCUCAGAGAUGAGUGGCUUAAGCCGGAGGACUUGCCUAUCCGCUAUGCUGGCUUCUCUACGUGCUUUAGACAGGAAGUGGGUUCUCAUGGCCGAGACACCCGUGGCAUCUUCAGGGUUCACCAGUUUGAGAAGAUAGAACAGUUUGUGUAUGCCUCUCCACAUGACAACAAAUCAUGGGAGAUGUUUGAUGAGAUGAUUGGAACUGCAGAAAGCUUUUACCAGUCACUCGGAAUUCCCUACCGCAUUGUCAACAUUGUCUCGGGUUCUUUAAACCAUGCGGCCAGUAAGAAGCUGGAUCUGGAGGCUUGGUUUCCGGGCUCUCAGGCCUUUAGGGAGCUAGUGUCCUGCUCUAACUGCACAGACUAUCAGGCCCGUCGCUUGCGUAUCCGCUAUGGCCAGACAAAGAAAAUGAUGGACAAGGCUGAGUUUGUGCACAUGCUCAAUGCAACCAUGUGUGCCACUACCCGUGUAAUAUGUGCCAUUUUGGAAAAUUACCAAACAGAAGAUGGUAUUGUCAUUCCAGAGUCACUGAGGGAGUUUAUGCCACCAGGCCUAAAUGAAAUAAUCAAGUUUGUAAAGCCUGCGCCUAUUGACCAAGAGCUGUUAAAGAAACAGAAGAAACAACAAGAAGGAGGGAAGAAAAAAAAGAACCAGGCAGAAAACCCUGAUCUGCAAAACAAAGCCUAAAUGAAAUAAUCAAGUUUGUAAAGCCUGCGCCUAUUGACCAAGAGCUGUUAAAGAAACAGAAGAAACAACAAGAAGGAGGGAAGAAAAAAAAGAACCAGGCAGAAAACCCUGAUCUGCAAAACAAAGUAGAGAACAUGUCAAUCAACAACUCUUAGAUCUACUAUCCCACUCUGCUUUUAACAAUUGUUUUUCCACAAGGCAUCUAAUUUCCCUUUAACACUGUUCAGUCACAACAACACUCUACACAUAACAAAUUAUACGAAUGAAAUAGAAUCAAUUUAAUUAUUCUUUAAUGAAAACAUCAAUAAAUGCUUUAAUUAGAACAAUAUGCUAAUUUCAUUGUAAUACUGGUAUAGGGUGCACGACUGUCUUGUUAACAAAGCACAGAUGUGUGUUCAUAGACAAAAAUUCUCUAGUAGUGUGUCUAAGAUAUGAAUCAGAUAAAUAAUCUUGUAGUUUAUUACGUCAUAAUCUACAUUUAAUCCUGCAUGCUGUUCUUUGGUUGAGCUACAUUUGACAUGCCCCUCCAUCUUAUACCUUUCAUGCUUAAAAUGAAAUGCUUCCUGUUACGGUCAGCCAAUCAUGUAUGUACUAUUCUUGCUUGAAAUUAAUAGUGUGGCAUAUAAAAAUAAAUGAA